AUGGCUCUAAUGGAGUGGCAUGACGUUCCCGUACUCAAAGAUGAGUACGAUUCAGACGGCGAAUCUCGACGAGAGAGAAACGAUUACGAACUCGAAAAAUCUAUUGAAGAGUUUGAAGAUGAGCCUCGAGUUCAACAUGAUGAGUAUCCGGAUACAGAGAGUGAUGAAGAGGAGAAGGAAGCAGAUGAGAAUGGUGAACAUGAGCAUGGUCAACGCAAUCCAAAGAGGAGCGAGCCGAAGAGAGGAGCUGGGAACUUGUUCGAAGGGUAUGACAAAGAUCGAAUCGCUUUUCAUUGUGGAGGCAAAAACUGCAAUUGGUAUGUGUAUUGUUCUAUCUCGGGAAAAACCAGCAAGUGGCAAGUGAAGGUGUAUAGGGGUAAACAUAUUUGUGACGUGAAUGGAGAGUGUGAGAUGUUAAAAGUUCAUGUGAUUGCAAGAUUGUUUCUGCAUAAGAUUCGAGAUGAACCUGAGUACUUCAUGCCAAUGAAGAUUGAAGAAUUGAUCAAGAGCUGUUUCAGGAUCGUCGUGACAAGGGCUCAGUGCCAAACUGCUAGAAACAAAGCUCUGAAAUGGAUAAGGAGAGAAUAUGAGGAUCAGUUUUCAAGACUCCGAGAUUAUGGAGCCGAGAUACUCGAGUCUAAUCCGGAUUCUUCUGUGGAUAUUGACUGCAUACAGAAUGCAGAAGGUUUAGAUGUCUUCAACAGGUUCUACGUUUGCUUUGAUAUCAUUAGGAGAAAGUGGAAAGAGACUUGUAGGCCGAUUAUAGGAGUUGAUGGGACCUUCUUAAAAUCAACGAUAAGUGGGCAGUUGUUGGUAGCUUUAGGUAGAGAUGCUGAUAAUGCUAUAUAUCCUAUAGCUUGGGGUAUUGUGCGAGUUGAAAACACAGACAACUGGUUGUGGUUUAUGAACAAAAUCAAAGUUGAUUUGGGCUUAGAAGAUGGUGACAACUACAUUCUUGUAUCGGACAGGCAAAAGGGAUUGAUAAGCGCAGCAAAAAAGACUCUGCCUAAGAUCGAACAUAGAAUGUGUGUUAGGCACAUCUAUGGAAACUUAAAGGCUAAGCAUGGAAAGAAGCCGGAGAUGAAGGGAUUAGUUUGGCAGCUAGCUUGGAGCUACAAUGAGGCUGAUUUUAGAGCGAACUUGGAGCAGAUUAAGGAGUGGGACUUCGUUGUUUACCAAGAUAUUAUGAAGCAAAAACCUGAAACUUGGUGCAGGGCAUUCUACAAGAUUGGGAACUACUGUGAAGAUGUGGAGAAUAACUCCACAGAAUCGUGGAACAGCACAGUCUCCAAAGCCAGAGAAGAUGAUUGUGCAUAUGCUUGA
Messenger RNA from Microthlaspi erraticum, 1323 nucleotides. Lineage: Eukaryota; Viridiplantae; Streptophyta; Magnoliopsida; Brassicales; Brassicaceae. The record is from the annotation of a GenBank genome assembly.